This is a messenger RNA of Haplochromis burtoni (Burton's mouthbrooder), 3563 nucleotides long. RefSeq names its product stonustoxin subunit beta. Gene Ontology annotation, molecular function: protein binding. Lineage: Eukaryota; Metazoa; Chordata; Actinopteri; Cichliformes; Cichlidae. The coding region runs from base 78 to 2228 and encodes 716 amino acids. The transcript is spliced from 3 exons. The record is from RefSeq and is a predicted model, not a curated record.
UCCUUUGCUCGUCACUAGUCCAUCUGUGUUACCUCUGUGUGUCUUCCCUAUGUUGCCUCAGCGUUACCUCCUGAAGAAUGCUGAAUGGUCACCUCAUCUCUAAACUGAUGUGUUUGGAUGUCUUUAUUUGUGUAGGAAACAUGGCCUCAACUAUUACCGAGGUGGCUGCUCUCGGCCGACCUUUUACCUUAGGGAUGCUCUACGAUGCCCGGAGCGAUAAACUCAUCCCAGGUGUCACACUGUGGGAUGACAAAACUCUACAGGAGAAAUCGGUGCAAAAUGAUCAUCACAGCAGUAACUUUGAAGUUAGUAGCUCUGAUUCCAUUGAAGAUAAGUCAUCUUUGUUGAGCAUUGAUGCUUCACUGAAGGCCAGUUUCUUUGGAGGACUCAUUGAAGUUGGGGGAUCAGCCAAAUAUCUGAAUGAUAAGAAGAAAUCUCACAAACAGAGCCAAAUCACGCUUCAGUACAAAGCUACCACCAAAUUCAAACAGCUGAUGUUGUCUCCUGAUGAAACCAAGAACACUCAAGGAGCAGACGAUGUGAAGCAUUUGGCAACACAUGUAGUCACAGGAAUCCUUUAUGGAGCAAAUGCUUUCUUUGUGUUUGAAAGUGAGAAGUUAGAUAGUAGCAGUAUUCAGGAGAUCAAGGGAACCAUGCAAGCUGUGAUAAACAAGAUUCCCUCUUUUAAUGUUGACGGAAAAGUUGACAUCAAGCUAAGUGAUCAGGAAAAAGCUGUGACUGAUAAAUUCACUUGUAAAUUCUAUGGAGACUUCAUUCUUGAAAGCAACCCUGGAACAUUUGAAGAUGCAGUGAAGACAUUCAGCCAACUUCCAAAACGACUGGGAGAAAACAAAGAAAAUGGUGUACCCCUGAAGGUCACACUGAUGCCUCUGAAGAAUUUACAUCCAGAAGCUGCUGAGGUGCUGACAGAGAUCAGCAUUAGACUUGUUAUAAAGGCUCAAGAUGCACUGAAGGGGUUCCAUAAUCUGGAAAUAAGAUGCAAUGAUCUGCUGGAGGACAGAGUGGUGAGAAGCUUUCCACAGAUACAAGAAAAGUUGAGCAGAUUUCAGAAGCUCUGCAUAUUUUUCCGAUCUUCACUCGAACAGACAAUGGCCAAGAAACUUCCCUCCAUCAGGGCAGGUGAGGAAGAUGUGCAGGAAUUAGAGAAAGUGUUUGAUGGCAGAGAGAAGUCACCGUUCAGUCAACAGAAAUUAAUGAAAUGGGUCCAAGAGGAAGAGAGAGAAGUCACCAUGAUCAGAUACAUCGUAGACAUGAUGAAGGGAACAAAGAUGAUCUCAGAUCAGUUUGAGCUGGAAAGAGAGGUGUUUAAACCAGGAGUAGAGGAUGUUCUCUGCUUUGUUUUCACCUCCCUGAAAUUCACUGACCCAUAUCUGCAGAACAUGUCUGACUACUUGGAUAAAAUUAAAUCAAAAGAUACUGACGGUGUCACGCCAUCUACCCAGGACCAAUGGUACUCCUCACAUGAAGUUAUAGCCAAAAUGAAAGAAAAGGCAGAAGCUGUGAAGAACUGUAGCAGACUGUUUAUUACAGCCAUUGAAAAUGACAAAUACAAAGGAGCAAGUAUCUACCACUACAGAAACACAGUCCUGGUCACCGAUGAUUUCUCAGGGCCUAAAGUUGUUGAUGUGGAAAAGGUAACCAGCAGAAGAGAUCUGAUGUGGUAUGCCUGUGAUCUCACUCUGGAUCCAAAUACAGCAUACAGCUUCCUCGCUUUAUCUGAACAAAACAAGAAGGCAACAUUUGGAGAAUGUCAGACAAAUUUUGACCUCCCAGAGAGGUUUGAUUCAUUGCCUCAGGUUCUGUGCAAGGAGGGGCUGACUGGGCGCCAUUACUGGGAAGUUAGGUUGAGUAACGGUUCUAACAAUAAUGUUGGUGUAGCUGUUACAUACCAAAGCAUUGGAAGGAAGGGGAGCAGUACGGACAUAGGACUUGGUUCUAAUCGCAAAUCCUGGUAUUUGGGUGUGUAUGAACAAGCACUCAAUGCAUGGCAUAAUGGUAAAGUGUGGAGCUGCACUCUUCCCAGUAAUGGCUGCAGCAGAGUCGGAGUGUUUCUUGAUUGGUCUGCUGGCACUCUGUCUUUCUACCAAGUUUCCCAUAAAACACUGAGACACUUCUACACCUUCCGCACCACCUUUACAGAGCCUGUGUACCCGGCUUUCUGGAUUAGGUACAGGUCCAAUUAUGUUGCCUUGUGUCCAGUUGAAUAAGAGCAGCAGAGUCAGUCAUAGCUGUAAAAAGUGUGGCCAAAAACAGAGUUAAAACACUUGUGCACAAAUACAUUUAAACUCUUGUGAUAUGUAUCCUAUGAUUAAUUUCACUGCUGCAUUAUGUUAUAUUAAAAAAAAAAGGAACCAUAACAUGAUGUCUAACUGGCAUGUCCUUAUGGCUAAAGCAGCUUCCUCCCACCCAGACAGGGACAUUACAAUACCUAUUAAGGUGUUUUGCUGUAACUGGGACUGAAACUUUAGCAACAGACAUCCUUUUUAUGAGUACUAGUAAACUCUUUUUCUUUUUGCUUGUCUUUGUCAUAACUGCAUGAUAAAACUAAAUGUAUUUUAACACACUUCUUAAUCACUGGUUCUGUAUUUUGGAUUACCGAGAUAUUUUGGAGAAUUCAAUGCUUCCAACUUUGUGGGAAGGGUUUAGGAAACAUUGUUUUCUGUUCUAGCAUGACUGCACUCCAGUGCACAAAAUAGGGUCCACAAAAGCAUGGUUGGAGAAUUUGGGAGUGAAAGAAUGUGAUUAGCGUGCACAGAGCCCUGACCUCAACCCCAAACACCUUUGGAUUGAACUCAGAUGGAGCUUUUAAUGAAAACAUUGAUGUCUGACCUCACAAAUCAUCUUCUGAAUGGGAAGGACAGUGGGACUGAAUGGUAAUAAUUUACAGACUUAAUAGGAAGUUCUUGAAUUGACUCUGCCUCAUACUUUAAAACUUACCAUGAUUAAGGGAACAUUGGGGAUUCUGCUUAACAAUAGAAUCGCGUCUUUAAAAGUAUUCCUGUACUUAAUCUUUUGAAAGGAUGGUAAAUGUGGUGCUGGUUUUUGUUUCAGUAUCUUACUUGGUUUACAAUUAAGAGAUAAUUAUUUUUCUUAUUUUUACUUACAGAUUAUCAUUCACAGCUAUCAGUGUGAUAACCAAAAAAAUACUGCAUUUGUAAAAAUUAACGUGUAUUGUAAGGGAGUAUUACAUUAACAGAUAGUGAGGCAAUAUGUGUAACAGCAGCUAAUUUUUUUUCUGUUGGACAUAGAAACUUUUGCAAGAAUUUGCCAAAUCAUCACGCCCUUUCUUUCCAGCUCAAACAAACUUUGUGUAACACUGACAUUUGCUGGACAUAAUCAAUAAAGUUGAAUCCUGAUUUGAACACUGUUAGAAAUAUCGUUUGGGUUGUUACUGAAAAAAAGUAAUGUAUAACACUUUAUUCAUUACGUUUCUUCUUAAAAUAAAUGCAUUCUACUACUUAAUUAUACUUCAGGGAAAGUAAAUUGUUAUACUACUCAUAUGUUAGGAUAAGAUUAUACUGUUGUAAUGUAAAAGCAUUGGA